Messenger RNA from Haemonchus placei, 717 nucleotides. Lineage: Eukaryota; Metazoa; Nematoda; Chromadorea; Rhabditida; Trichostrongylidae. The record is from the annotation of a GenBank genome assembly.
AAUGGCAGAAUAAGGAACCUGACACAACCAGACAUGGCCAAAGAAACGAUCCGAUUGCUGCAAUACGUGGGGUCACCUGAGAGCAAUAACUUCAAGUUUGUAUGGGUCUUGGCGAAGAACCUUGACGCAUCUACUGCAAUUUCUCUGAGGGAGCCAUCAAAUCUGUGUAGCCCAAGAUUGGCUCCGGCUGUUUUCCAGGAUGAGGGCUACGAAUUCCUGGGUGAGGCUGACAUCGACAAUCGGACAAUGCAGUAUGUGUUCCAAGGGCAUGUACAUGUAGUUGAUAAGACUCACUACAAUGGGGAUCACACCAAACGAAAUGGCGUGGCCAUAGCAGUAGCGGAGUCCCUCAAAGACUCCGUCUCCGCCGUCAGUAGGAUCAGUAGCAGAGUUACGGCUGUAAGGAUAGACACGGAGGGGUACUGGACAAUAACAUCAGUGUAUGCACCACAAGCCGGCUGCCCCGUCUACGAAAAGGAUGAGUUCUAUCUGAACCCUGACGAGGCCAUCCGAUCGGUUCCAGAGGAAGACUACCUCACCAUAGCAGGUGAUAUGAAUGGGCACGUCGGCAGUGAAAGGAGGGGACUGGAAAGGGUAUAUGGAGGUAGAGGAAUAGGAGUCAGAAACGAAGAAGGAGAAAGGGUUCUCGACUUGGCCAUGGCCCAUGACAUGGCAGUCUGCAGCACCUUCUUCGCGAAAAGGAGUCUCAGAAGGUAA